GAACCUCUUAUUCAUCUUACUUGCAAAAGUUGGUUUAAAACCCUGGUAUACACUUGCACCACGAGAGCUUUUAGUUAUAAAUUUCAAAUAUCCCCAACACUAAAAUAUGGAAUCAACUCCUCCACUCGAGUCCAUCUGCAACAAAUUUCCAGCAAAACUCCACCAAUUAGAGGAAAGAAAUAAGCCAUCUGAAGAGUCUUUGAACACCACUUGCCGCAAAGAUUGCCAACUGCCCCUCAUUGAUUUCAGCAAUCUAGACCAUAAGGACUACAGAAAUAUUGAAACAUGCAAGAGAAGAAUUUCUGAUGCUGCAAAAGAGUGGGGAUUUUUUCAGAUUAUCAAUCAUGGAAUCUCUACAGAGGUUUUGAUAAGAAUGCAAAGUGAACAAAGGAAACUUUUCGACAAACCAUUUGAAGAAAAGGCUAAUCACAAGAUUUCUAGCUCAUCUCCCAGCUGUUAUCGUUGGGGAAAUCCAACUGCAAUGUCUCUGCAAGACUUCUCCUGGUCAGAAGCGUUCCAAUUGCCUCUAUGUGACAUCUCUUCAUUAAGCUCCAGUGGAGUACUCCAGGAGUUUUCGGAACAAGUGAGCAAGAUUGCAAAGAGAAUAGCAGAGACAUUAGCAGAGAGCCUUGGUUGCAAUUCGACUUUGUUUGCAGAAAAUUACGGGGAAAAUUCAAGUUAUGUCCGGUUAAAUAGAUAUCCGCCAUGUCCAAAUUUUCGAAAAGCCUAUGGAUUAGUACCACAUACGGACAGUGACUUCCUAACAGUACUGUACCAAGAUCAGUUAGGAGGGCUGCAAUUGCUUAAAAAUGGAGAGUGGAUCAGUGUCAACCCUAAUCAAGAUGCUUUGAUUGUUAACGUCGGGGAUUUGUUUGAGGCGUGGAGCAAUGGUGUUUACAAAAGUAUCACACACAAAGUGGUGACCAAUCCUGCAGCAGAAAGACUCUCAAUAGCCUACUUCUUGUGCCCUACAUAUGAGACGGUGAUACAGAGUUACUGUAAACCUUCUUUAUACAGGGAAUUCAGUUUUGGCGAGUACCGAAAACAAAUUCAAAAGGAUGUCGAAUCUACCAGAAUCAAGUUUGGACUCUCCAGGUUCCUGAAAUAAACAAAAAUCAUAUAACUUAAUAAAGUGCUUGGAAAAGAAGUAGAAGUUGUAAUAGAGAAACUAAACAUUCUCAACUUCUCGAAAGUGCUUCUACUUAUUUAUACAAACGGAUCAAGAAAAAUAAAGACCAGAAGCAGAAACCAUUUCUUGUAAACAAAUAGGCCCAUUAUGUACAAAGUUUAA
Molecule: messenger RNA, 1291 nt
Organism: Daucus carota subsp. sativus
Lineage: Eukaryota; Viridiplantae; Streptophyta; Magnoliopsida; Apiales; Apiaceae
Product: gibberellin 2-beta-dioxygenase 8
Exons: 3
Coding region: 107-1108 (333 amino acids)
Molecular function (GO): 2-oxoglutarate-dependent dioxygenase activity
Source: RefSeq, a predicted model, not a curated record